GGUUCCGUGGCAACAUAGUCCGAGGUAACAUAGCUCGUCGGUUGCUCAACAUCAUCACCCGAGCUUGCGCAAAGCAGUUUACGGCCCGCCGCUCCCAUUUUCGAAGCACCAGGAGAUUCCAGCAUAUCCCGGCCGGCCGUAAGCGGCUCCUGCUGAUUGCAUCGCUUGCUUCCCGCACGCCCACGGCGUGAAAAUAGCCGUCACGGCCUCCUCUCCUGCUCUUUCGAACUGGAGACUGAAGUAGUUUCUCCGCUCGCUUUCUUUGCGGCUGCGGUUCGGUAUCUUCCAAGAGAUUUCAAUCAAGCUCGAACCUUCCGGAUAUUUCCGCAGGUGGUUACGCAGGUCCAUAAUCUCUUUUAUUCGACUAGAAUCCUUUCGCAUGGCUGGCUCUUCCGCCGCCAUUCGUGCUGCCCAGCGGCGGCUAUUACCAUCCGCAGUCGCUUUCUCGCCAACGUUAGAAUCCUCGCCUGCUCAGCGCGGGAGUGAAGGAAGGGGUGUCCUGGCACCGUUACAAUCGCUUCUCGUCCCCGUUGCCGCAACGUCUGCUCGCCCCCCCGUUAUUGGCACGUUCCGUCAGUCCCCCGUUACGAGACCCACGACUCCUUGCUGUCGAGUUACUGCCACGUCACUCAGCUCGUUCGCCGCGUCUGGCUACGUGGGUGAUGUCGCUGCCACGUGGCCAUCCAGGAGGCGCUACUCGGUCGACGCGGAUCCACGUGGCGGCGAGCUGGUGCGCCUAGACCACCUAACAGGGGAAGACGAAGGCAUCGCGGUUUUGACUCUCAACCGCCCUGCAGCCCGCAACGCCAUCAGCAGGCAACUGCUGGCAGACCUGUUGCAUGCAAUGGGAGAAGUGCGGAGAGCAGUGGGGGCGGGAGAGCAUGGACUAGUGGGGCAAGGGGGGGGAGGAGGGGGAGCGGGGGAGUGGCAGGUGCGGACAGGGAGUGAGGCCGCGAAGAGUGGGGGGGGUGAUGGUGGCGAUGUGCGGGCUGUGAUUAUAAGGAGCGCAGUGGAGGGAGUAUUCUGUGCAGGAGCAGACCUCAAGGAGCGCAAGAGCAUGACCAUGGAAGAGGCAGAGGCGUUUGUCAGCAGCCUCAGGGGAGCAUUCUCUGCCCUCGAGAAUCUACCUGUACCAACAGUGGCAGCAGUAGAGGGAGCAGCACUGGGGGGAGGGCUGGAAAUGCUUCUAGCAUGUGACAUUAGAGUCGCAGGCUUCAAUGCCCGCUUUGGCCUGCCGGAGGCAUCGCUCGCCAUCAUCCCAGGGGCGGGCGGCACGCAGCGCCUGCCCCGAUUGAUUGGCGCCGCCCGAGCCAAGGAGCUCAUUUUCACGGCGCGGGUUGUGCGAGCCGAUGAGGCGCUCUCCCUUGGUGUUGUGAGCCAUUGUGUGCCAGCAGGGACAGCAUACGACACAUCUCUUGAUAUCGCGCGAGCCAUUCAACGCAAUAAGUGUGCUGCUCAAAAGUGUGCCGCUCAAAAGUGUGCUGCUCAAAAGUGUGCGGCUCAACCUUCCCCCCCACAUCCAUCCACACCAUUUUCCAUCCGUCACCAUGCAUCUGAGGCGACUUUUGGUUUUGAGGCGCCCCAAAAACAGACACCUUUCCCUCCACAUCUAUCCCCAUCCACAUCAUUCUGUAUCCCCCAUCAUUCGUGCGAUCUGACUUUUGAGUCGAUUUGUGCAGCUCCCAUCUCCCUCGACAACAGACACCUCUCCCUCCGCAUCUAUCCCCUCCCGCAUCAUUCUCUAUCCGCCAUCAUUCGAGUGAUCUGCCUUUUGAGGCGAUUGAGUUGAUUUGUGCGGCUCCCAUCCCAUCUCCCUCAACAAUACACACCUAUCCAUCCACAUCCAUCCACAUCCAUCCACAUCCAUCCACAUCCAUCCACAUCCAUCCACAUCCAUCCACAUCCCUCCAGAUCCAUCCACAUCCAUCCACAUCCCUCCCGAUCCAUCCACAUCCAUCCACAUCCAUCCACAUCCAUCCACAUCUAUCUAUAUCAUUCUCCGUCCAUCGCCCUCCGUUUGAGGCGACAGUGGUUCAUUUAAAAAGCGUCACCAUUCAUUUGCAUUUCCUGGUGAUCGUCUGCCAUCCCCUCCCGCUUUCAGAGUGUGCUCCUACAACUUUUAUCAGACACGCCUCCUAUCGUCUGCCAUCCCCUCCUGCUUCCAUUCUGCUGAUUCCUCCCUUUCAUGCGCUUGCCGUUUCAGGGGCCUCUUGCGGUUAGACUCGCUAAAGAGGCGGUCAAUAAAGGCCACGAUGUGGCAAUAAAGGAUGGCCUUGCAAUAGAGGAGCGAUGCUAUCAUGGUGUUUUGAAAUCGAAAGACAGAUUGGAAGGGUUAGCUGCCUUUGCAGAGAAAAGGAAGCCAGUGUACUAUGGGCUGUAGCUUUGGGAUAUUUUCUUUAACAGACUGAUCAAGUAAAAAGCCGCCGUACACAUUCCCGGAAUCCCGA
Closterium sp. NIES-67 is the source of this 2447-nucleotide messenger RNA. Lineage: Eukaryota; Viridiplantae; Streptophyta; Zygnematophyceae; Desmidiales; Closteriaceae. The record is from the annotation of a GenBank genome assembly.